Molecule: messenger RNA, 1239 nt
Organism: Aspergillus thermomutatus
Lineage: Eukaryota; Fungi; Ascomycota; Eurotiomycetes; Eurotiales; Aspergillaceae
Product: mitochondrial 37S ribosomal protein uS5m
Exons: 2
Coding region: 1-1239 (412 amino acids)
Biological process (GO): translation
Cellular component (GO): ribosome
Molecular function (GO): structural constituent of ribosome; RNA binding
Source: RefSeq, a predicted model, not a curated record
AUGAGUGUCGCCCGACCGGUUAGAUGUCUGUUCUGCAGCUUUUCUCGGCCUGCCUCCGCGGUCCCUCGUGUGCCUCGCCGCCAAUUCCACCCUUCUCCAGCGCAGCUCUCCAACCGGAAACCGAAAUUUCCCAAUGUCAAGGCCGAUAGUUUGAAGUCCUUGGAGGAGAUCUCCCGGACCCUUAAGCCGGAGGAUUUCAAGCCCUACACAGAGGAAGAGAAAGCACGGCUGCAGGAAGAGUACACGCCAGAGCAGAUGGCCGCGAUUGAAGCCGGUGAGGCGGCAAUCGAUCCCAAGGAUCUAGCAGAGCAGUUUGCCAUCCGUCGGGAUCCGAUGAAGCUUCACUAUCUUGAUGAUUUCUCGACCAUCGAACCCGGGGUAGACAAGCACGUCCGGGCCCCCGUGACCAAUUCCGAUUACAAUGCCGAACUGAAAAGCGAGAGCGACUUCGCAGAGGAUUUCGGCCGCUUCCUUGCAGAGCUUCCCAGAGACCCCACUGCGGCCGACUGGGUACGGUUCGCGGAGACGCUUCGUAUGACCCAUGGCAAGGAGGAGAACGAGUUGAACCCCCACAGCGCAUUGGUCCCCGAUCUGCUUGCUCCUGGAGAGUCUAUCAGUGGGGAGCGGAAGGAGAUCAAUUUCUUCAAGGAGACAGACCCGAAGGCCAGAGAGUCAGAGGAGAUUACGGAUGCAUUGAAGCAGCUCCUUUUGGCUACCGGGUAUUCACAAAAGGAGAUUCAGGAUCUGAGGACAAAGACGCUCGUUUCGCACGCGGUUGUCAACCAGACCCGCUUGGGUAAAGUCCGUCGUCAAUACUGCUUGUCGAUUGCUGGUAACGGCAACGGUUUGCUGGGAAUUGGCGAAGCCAAAUCAGAAGAACCCGCCGACGCUCAGACGCAGUCCAGGUACAGGGCUAUUCGAAACAUGCAGCCCAUUCCCCGUUAUGAGGACCGGACGAUCUUCGGGGAUGUCGAGGGCAAGGUGGGAGCUGUUGAGUUAAAAUUGAUGACCCGCCCUCCAGGAUUCGGUCUCCGUUGCCAGCAUCUGAUCUUUGAGAUGUGCCGUGCAUGUGGCAUCCACGACCUUGCCGCUCGGGUGUCCCGCGCAAGAAAUCCCAUGAACACAGUCAAGGCCGCCUACGAGGCUCUGAUGAGCCAGCGCAACCCCGAAGACAUCGCUCGGGCGCGGGGCAGGAAGUUGGUCGAUGUGCGCAAAGUCUACUAUUCGGGAAGAGCCUAG